AUGAAGGUGACGGUCCUCUCCUUCAACGCUGUCGCUGCGUGGAAGUGGAACGCGUCGACCGAACCCCAUCAGCUCUACGCGUACGCCAGUCGCGGUCCGGACGGGCAGAUCGAAGAGUACGACGACGACGAUGAGGAGGUGUGCGGGAUCUGCCAGUCGGCGUUCGAAAGUACCUGCCCAGAGUGCAAAGUGCCUGGAGAUGAUUGCCCGUUAAUAUGGGGGGAAUGUUCCCAUAUCUUCCACAUGCACUGUCUACUCAAGUGGCUCGAGACGGAGUCUUCGAAACAGCAGUGUCCGAUGGACAGGCGGUCAUGGGGUGAGUGCUCAAGCCAGCAGAUGGAGUAG
Dioszegia hungarica is the source of this 345-nucleotide messenger RNA. RefSeq names its product putative ubiquitin-protein ligase. The record is from RefSeq and is a predicted model, not a curated record. Gene Ontology annotation, molecular function: ubiquitin protein ligase activity; cullin family protein binding; zinc ion binding. Gene Ontology annotation, cellular component: nucleus; anaphase-promoting complex. NCBI's taxonomy places the organism in Eukaryota, Fungi, Basidiomycota, Tremellomycetes, Tremellales, Bulleribasidiaceae. Bases 1 to 345 code for a protein of 114 amino acids. The transcript has 2 exons. Gene Ontology annotation, biological process: protein ubiquitination; positive regulation of mitotic metaphase/anaphase transition; anaphase-promoting complex-dependent catabolic process.